GUACACAAUGGAGCUCCAUCAUUAGGGUUUAGGAGAGCAAGAAGGGUUUUGUGUGUUCUUGGGUUCUGUUUUCUCUACUGGUAUAACGUCUCCAUUUCUGAUCUCAUUACUCGCAUUCCAUUAUGUGGGCGAUCAGGAAGGCCUCCGUCCAUAUCAAGUCCCAACCUUUUUCAUCAGCAGCUUUUCGUGCUUGCUAUGCUAAACUUGAAAUAUCGAGUUCCAGUUACAUGGACAACACUGGGUUUGUUGAGUCUCCACCAUAUAUAUCUGAUAGAUCCCUACUUCUAAAGAGAUUUUCUUCCCGAGCACAUGGUGCUCAAAGUUCUUUUAUGGGGAAGCAUAGGUUUUCAUCACAAGCUGGGACAAAGAGCAGUGGAGAGGAAGAUGAUGACUUGAAGUAUGAUUUUUCUGAGCUUGAUGCUACUAGCAACAUGGAUCAAGGAAAGAAUACGGAGCAUGAAAGUGAUAAUGAGAUGCUUUCUGAAACUGACUUGUCUGAAUCUGAAGAUGAGGGUGGCGAUAUUGCUGUGGAAGAACCUCAAACUGAAUUGGAUUUAUCAGAUACUGAGAAAGUGGCUGCAAAAAGUAAUGGUCGAGGAAAAAGAGCUUCUUCAGGAUUGUUUAAGGCUCUUAUAGCCUCUACAUCAGUGACUGCUAAAAAAAAUCUGGACAAGUGGCUUGAAGAAGGAAAUGAUUUGUCUAGGAUAGAGAUAUCACGUACAAUGCUUGAACUCCGAAGGCGAAGGAUGUAUGGGAAAGCUUUGCAGUUGUCAGAAUGGUUGGAAUCACAGGAGACGGUAGAAUUUGGCGAGCGAGAUUACGCUUCUCGUGUUGAUUUAAUCGCCAAGAUCCGUGGCUUACAGCAAGCAGAAAGCUACAUCGAGAAGAUCCCAGAAUCAUUUAAAGGGGAGGUGGUCUACCGAACGCUUUUAGCCAAUUGUGUUCUCAACACCCAAACAGCAAAAGCUGAGAAAGUCUUCAACAAAAUGAAAGACCUGAAACUGCCAGUUACGGCUUUCGCUUGCAAUCAGUUGCUUCUUUUGUACAAAAGAACCGACAAGAGAAAAAUAGCUGACGUCUUGUUGUUAAUGGAAAAAGAAAACGUCAAACCAUCACUUUUCACUUACAGAUUAUUGAUCGACACUAAAGGUCAGUCGAACGACGUUUCUGGGAUGGAGCAAAUUCUUGAAACGAUGAAAUCCGAGGGGUUGGAACCCGAUUUAAGGUUGCAAGCGGUUUUAGCUCGGCAAUAUGUGCAUGGGGGUCUCAAAGAAAAAGCCAAAAUGGUCUUAAAAGAGAUGGAAGGAGACAACCUCAAUGAGAACCGAAUGGCUUGUUCAUCUUUGCUUCAUAUUUACGGAUUACUUGGAAGUGCGGAUGAUGUUAAGCGAGUUUGGGAGGUUUGCAGGCCUGAUCCCCGGCUCGAGGAGUGCAUGAGCGCCAUUGACGCCUGGGGAAAACUAAAGAAAGUUGAGGAAGCCGAAGCAGUUUUUGACCAAAUGUUCAAAAAAUGGAAAACAUUAUCAGCAAGACAUUAUACUUCUAUGUUGAGGGUUUAUGCAAAUAACAAGAUGUUAUCUAAGGGCCAGAAUCUUGUGAAACAGAUGGGUGAAAGUGGUUGUCGAAUCGGGCCGUUUACUUUGGAUGCGAUCGUGAAACUGUAUCUAGAAUCCGGGGAGGUUGAGAAAGCCGAUUCGAUUUUGAAGAAGGGUUCACUACAGAUUCAAACAAAGCCAUUGUUUUCAACUUAUAUGAUGGUUUUGGAUCAGUAUUCUAAAAGAGGAGAUGUGCAUAAUUCUGAGAAAAUAUUUCAUAGGAUGAGACAAGAUGGUUAUGUUUCAAGAUUUAGGCAGUAUAAUUCUCUUUUGCAGGCUUAUAUAAAUGCCAAGAUUCCGGCUUAUGGGUUCAGAGAGCGAAUGAAGGCCGAUAAUGUGUUUCCAAGCAAAUCGUUGGCUGCACAGCUGGUUCAGGUGGAUGCGUUUAAGAAGACCGCGAUGACGGAUUUGCUCGAUUAAUAAGGUAAGGAUCAUCGAUCGAUAUGUUUAAGAGUAUUAGUUGUUACUUUCUUUUGAAUUAGGAUCCUUGACUCUUUAAUAUGUAACCAUUAUUACCACAUGUGAUGCUUUGAGGAAAUGGUAUCACUUAAUGGCUUAUUUGCUAGGCUAA
Molecule: messenger RNA, 2166 nt
Organism: Cynara cardunculus var. scolymus (artichoke)
Lineage: Eukaryota; Viridiplantae; Streptophyta; Magnoliopsida; Asterales; Asteraceae
Product: pentatricopeptide repeat-containing protein At1g80270, mitochondrial-like
Exons: 3
Coding region: 123-2015 (630 amino acids)
Cellular component (GO): mitochondrion
Molecular function (GO): protein binding
Source: RefSeq, a predicted model, not a curated record